This is a messenger RNA of Annulohypoxylon maeteangense, 2367 nucleotides long. Its product is annotated as P-loop containing nucleoside triphosphate hydrolase protein. NCBI's taxonomy places the organism in Eukaryota, Fungi, Ascomycota, Sordariomycetes, Xylariales, Hypoxylaceae. Gene Ontology annotation, cellular component: mitochondrial degradosome. The record is from RefSeq and is a predicted model, not a curated record. Gene Ontology annotation, biological process: RNA catabolic process; mitochondrial RNA 3'-end processing. Bases 1 to 2367 code for a protein of 788 amino acids. The transcript is spliced from 2 exons. Gene Ontology annotation, molecular function: hydrolase activity, acting on acid anhydrides; ATP binding; RNA helicase activity.
AUGAGCCUCCUUCUCAGAACUGGAUCGGCUAGAUCAAGCUGCGCAUUUCUCGUCUGCCGCAACCAUGGCCGCAAACAUGGCUUUGCAACCACGGCUUCUAGCGCCAGGGUGUAUAACAAACGUAAAUCAGCCGCUGAUGCCCAUCAUGCUGCCUUCUUUGCUCGAAAGGAUGAAACGCCACGGCAAAUUGAAAUGGGACAAGGACGAGACAUGAAGAAGACGUACAACAUAUUCCGCAACGUCAUGCUUGGCAGGUAUGACCUAGCAAUGAGUACAUGGCGGAGCUGGGCAGCGAAACAAAAUGAAUAUAAAGGUUUCGGGAUCAACACGAGACUUGAUUUCGACCGCGAGGUCAAGUUGUUCAGGGUCUCCCUUGAAAAAGCUUGCGACAUAGCAAGUGAAAAAAAUAUGGUUUCGAAGGGCAACAACCCUCUAUUUUGGGGUCUACGCAAUGCCUUCAUCGAAAGUGAUAUGCCUGGCCUCACCGACCAGUUGACAUAUGGCUUUCAAAAUUUCCUCAUGCGUACGAGAUUCCCCAAGAAUAUCAUCGCCACCCAUAAACAGAUUGCGGAUUUCCGGUUUCCGCAUGAAUGGUUUCCCGCCACAAGAGCCUUGCAGCGCACUAUAUACCUACACGUAGGUCCAACGAACUCGGGAAAGACUUACAAUGCCCUGAAAGCAUUGGAGAAUGCCAAGUCCGGUAUCUACUCGGGGCCGCUUAGGUUAUUAGCACACGAAGUCUAUUCUCGAUUCUUAGCCAAGGGUAAGAACUGCGCCUUGAUAACCGGCGAAGAGCAACGAAUCCCGGAGGACGAUGAUAACUACUUCCGAAGCUGUACUGUCGAAAUGACCCCUCUGAAUCUGCUGGUAGACGUUGCUGUCAUCGACGAGAUCCAAAUGAUCGGAGACGCGGAGAGAGGAUGGGCAUGGACACAAGCGUUUCUUGGCGUGCAAGCUAAAGAGGUUCAUCUCUGUGGAGAAGAACGUAUCGUAGAUUUGAUACAAUCAUUAUGCGCCCUUAUCGGCGACAAGUGCGUCGUCACACGAUAUAAGAGAUUAAAUCCGUUAGAAACUAUGGAAAAGAGCAUAGGGUCACUCAAAAAUCUUGAAAAGGGCGAUGCUGUUGUCACCUUUUCGAGGCUCAGCAUACACACGCUAAAGAAACAGAUAGAAGAUGCUACCGGGCGUCGGUGUGCUAUGAUCUACGGAUCACUGCCACCGGAAACUCGCGCUCAGCAAGCCUCGCUCUUCAACGAUCCCAACAGCGACUAUGAUUUUCUUGUUGCCAGCGAUGCCAUUGGCAUGGGCCUCAACUUGGAAAUAAGGCGAGUGGUUUUCGAACAGACACACAAACGCAGCAAAAGUGGUUAUCGGCAACUAUCAACUUCGGAGAUUAAACAGAUAGGGGGCAGGGCUGGUCGAUUCAGAACAGCCCGUCAGGCGGCCAAUCCCGAGCUAGAAUUAAGCCAGCCGAUAAAAGCUAUGCAACCCGGAUUGGUAACAGCUUUGGAUGAUGGUAAUCUUCAGACCAUCAAGGCUGCCUUUAAUCGAGAACCGGAACCUAUACGGACGGCCGGCAUUCAACCUCCGCCUUCCGCGAUCGAGCGAUUUUCAUCCUACUUCCCGCCAAGGACACCAUUCAGCUACAUACUAUCCCGCUUACGAGACAUCGCCCAUACUUCUCCGAAGUUUCACCUUUGCCAAGUAAAGGAGAUGCUGUCUAUUUGCGACCUGAUCCAACCAUUUCCUAUGUCUGUCUAUGAUCGUUGCGUCUUCUUGAAUGCGCCGGUCGCUCUGCGGGAGAGAGCGGGAUCUUCAGUUGUGCAAAGUUUCGGAAAGUGUAUUUCCCAGAUGGGCGGCGGCGAUCUUGUCGACAUUAAAGCUGUUGACCUUGAACUCCUCGACAUUGAUGAGUCCAAUUUUAAGAGCAACCCGGGCGAAUACUUGCAACGGCUAGAAGCCCUCCACAAAACGAUCACGCUUUAUCUUUGGCUCAGCUAUCGAUAUACUGGCGUAUUCCGUAGCCAGAACCUGGCCUUCCAUGUUAAAUCGAUAGUCGAGCAAAAAAUCGAUGACCACUUAGGCAAGGUUAGCGUUUCCGAAACCCAGCGCAGGGCGAGAUUGGAAAGAAUUCGGAGGCAGGCAGAGAAGACGAAGCAUAAGAAGAAGGUGCUCCUUGGCGACAAUGAUUCAAUCGACGGCCCUCAGCACGAAUUACGAGGCGAGUGGAACGAAGAAGGGCACGAAGAACCCCUUUUUAACGGACCCGAUGAGUUACGACCUAUUACUCAACCAGAAUCAACGUCCACGAGAAGCCACCGAACACAUCAUCAUGAAACCAAUACGCAUGUACGUGCGCAUGCUUAA